UCCCUUGAUUUAAACUUCAGCUGUAACAUACCUACAAACGAAUUCUAUUUUAUUUUAGUGUGGCAAUAACGCUUAUCUAUCAACUCAUUCUAAAAUCAGUGUUCACAAGAAGCAGUCUUUUAAAUUUCUAAAGUAAUUAUUUUCUAAAAUUUUAAUUUUAAAUUCAACUUUAGAAGUGUAUAAAAUGUGGGAUAAAAUUAUUUCUAGUUUCGUUAUUAUGGUUAUAGCGUUUGUUUUUAAAGAUAAAUUAUACAAACCGGCAAAAGUCGUUCAGUAUUAUUAUAAACAUUAUGUUAAUUUUUUCUUUAUGUUUUUCAAUUCAUUGAUUCUAAUGCCAUUAUUUAUGUGGAACGGAAAACACGUGAAAAACGCCCUCCUUAUGUCAGAGGUAUCGAAAUACGUAACAAAGUUGUUAAAUGUUACAUGGGAACUAAGAAACCCUGAGAUCGUUUCCGAAGACAGGGCGGCUGUCAUUAUAUUAAACCAUCAGUCUUCAUUAGAUCUACUAGGAUUGUGCAAUUUUUGGUACGCCUGGCAAAAAGUAUCAUGUGUUAUUAAGAAAGAAUUUAUAUAUUAUUUUCCAUUCGGAUUGGGAUUGUAUCUGAUGGAUGCGAUUUUCGUCGACAGGAGAAACCCUAAGGAUGCGCAUAGGAUUUUGCAGGAGAAAUCUAAAAGCAGACUUCAGGAGAAGAUAAAAAUAUUAAUCUUUCCCGAAGGAAGAAGAAGUAGCGAUUUCACGAAGUUACUCCCAUUUAAGAAAGGUGCCUUUAACAUUGCUGUAGGAGCUCAAGUUCCCAUCAUUCCGGUUGUGAUUUCGCGGUAUUAUUUCAUAAAUAACAAAAAGCAUAUUUUUAAUGGGGGCCAUGCAAUAGCGCAAUGUCUGGAACCAGUGUCGACGAAGGGAUUGACUAUGGAUGAUGUGCCGGACCUUAUAGAUAGGGUUCACAGUCAAAUGGAGAGAGUUUUCAAGGAAUUGUCAAACGAGGUAAUAAGCUCCUUACCUCCAGACUACUCGCUGGAAACACUGAACUGAAUAAUAACUGCACCAAAAAAAGUAAGCAAGGCUUUUUUUUCUCAUAUAAUAUAGAGAACAUUGUUAAAAUAGACAGUAUGUGAUUUGUUAACAAUCACUGUUAGAAAUAAAAGAUAUAAGUAAUUUA
Messenger RNA from Vanessa atalanta (red admiral), 1160 nucleotides. RefSeq names its product 1-acyl-sn-glycerol-3-phosphate acyltransferase beta-like. Gene Ontology annotation, biological process: phosphatidic acid biosynthetic process. Gene Ontology annotation, molecular function: 1-acylglycerol-3-phosphate O-acyltransferase activity. The coding region runs from base 185 to 1033 and encodes 282 amino acids. Gene Ontology annotation, cellular component: endoplasmic reticulum. The record is from RefSeq and is a predicted model, not a curated record. Lineage: Eukaryota; Metazoa; Arthropoda; Insecta; Lepidoptera; Nymphalidae. The transcript has 5 exons.